Messenger RNA from Scophthalmus maximus (turbot), 4230 nucleotides. RefSeq names its product alpha-kinase 1 (gene alpk1). Gene Ontology annotation, biological process: protein phosphorylation. Gene Ontology annotation, molecular function: protein serine/threonine kinase activity; ATP binding. NCBI's taxonomy places the organism in Eukaryota, Metazoa, Chordata, Actinopteri, Pleuronectiformes, Scophthalmidae. The record is from RefSeq and is a predicted model, not a curated record. The transcript has 15 exons. Bases 432 to 3779 code for a protein of 1115 amino acids.
AACUAUCAGUUUAUGUUGAUUUAGUGUUCACUUCAACUUUUUUGUCAAGGAACCAAUUUAUAAUUUCAAAACGCUUGUUCCACUACGCUUACCAUUACACAUUGAUUGCGAUUUUUCCGAUUGCACUCGAAAGCAUCAUCGUACAGAACGUACCAGGAAGAAGCGAAGCGCCAGUGCGAGGACAUCGGCAUAUUGUGACUCUCUUAAAGGACUGGAGUGAUUUCCAUUACCUGAGACCUGUAUUUAUUUAUUUUUUCACAAGAAUGCAGGCAUAUCGGAGAAGUUGUGCUGUCCAUAAAAUAAAUCAGUCCGGCCAUUUUUUGGGUUUCCCCCUUCUCACGUUACUCUAAUACGGGAACAGAGGCGAAGAUUACAAGAAAGGAGGAAUUCCUUUUCAUUGCCGGCAACAAUUGAAACAUCUGUUUACCGCAAUGGACAGUCAGGAGGUGGGGGAUUUACUGGAGGAGUGCCUCAGAGCAGCAGCAGCAGCUCAACAGUCCACCCAGCCCGCUGAGGAUGAGAGGCUGAACUACUGCAGCUGCAGAGGUCAGACACAAGACUCGCUGUGUGUAGAACUGGCCUCUCUCCUGCAGGAGGCAAUGGACAUGAAGUGGCCCUUUGUGCCGGAGAAGUGGCAGUACAAGCUGUCAGUCAGUGCCAAUGACAAAACUAACCUUAGUGACCUCAUCAGCAAGCACCUACCUCAGCUACUGGCUGUUCUAAGGGCUUCCAUCGUGGCUCAGGAGGCACGCACAGCACUGGCAGUGGUCUUCUUGGUGGACCGUUUCCUCUACUGGACGGACGAGUCCAGCCGGCUGCUAAAGCUCACCAAGCUUCUCCACAGAUGCCACCCUGACACCCCUGUAGCGCCCCAGCUGGUCAUACGACAGGCCAGGGUGUACCUCAACUCUGGCAAAUUGCAGAAGGCAGAGUACAUCCUGAGCAGCCUUAUAAACAAUUGCGGGGCCACAGGUUGCUGGUUGUACCACUCUGAAAGUGACAAGGCUCUUGUGCAAGCUGUAAGUGUUCAAGUACGUGGAAUGAUUUUGCAAAAGCUAGGCCUGUGGCUUGAGGCUGCAGAGUUAAUCUGGGCUUCUCUGGUUGGCUACUACUCACUUCCUCAACCUGAUAAAAAGGGCAUUGGAACUUCUCUUGGCAUACUGGCCAACAUAUUGGUGUCAAUGAAUGAUGAGGACUUCCAAGCUUUUAGGACAAAUCCAAAUAUUGACUUGCAGUGCUUACUAGGGCAUGAGAGUCAUCGUCUUCUUUCAGCAGCCCAGGCAGCAAAAAUGGCGGUGGUUUACAGCCAGUUCACUUCACUCUAUGUGUUGACCAAUGUGGCAACUCAAGGGACCUGCUACUUAUCAUACAGUUUCUCAGUGGAGUGCCCCGACUCUCAAAGACAGACUUUCCUCCUGCAGGCUCGAGAGGCAUUUUCCAUUGGCUUGCUCACCAAAGCAGAGUGCAAGCAGGUCACAAGCAAGCAGGAGCUUCACACCUUCCUCAAGGCUGCCUAUUCCCUCACUGUCGCUCACAAAUGGCUUGGCACUACUCAGAAGGUUGUGGCACAGGCGACACAAACGUGCCAAAAGGCUUUAGCCAGUUUCUAUGAUUACUGUCAUGCAGAUAACCAAGGCAAGGACAGCCUCUGUGCUGAGAUCAUGCAGCUAGUCACCCAAGUCAAGAUGCUGUUUCGAGUGGAGCCUUUCCUCAAUUCCGACAAGGGGUCUUUUAUUCCUGACAGCUACCGAAACACCAAAGAAGCAUCAGUAAAUUUUACUCUGGAAGGUUUCUCUAAGUUGAUGCAGGGAUUCCAGAAGUUGCAUGCAUCGCUGUGCGAGACAAGCAGCUCAAACUGUAAGAGGACUAAAGGAGAGAUAGCUGGGGAGAGGCUGUGUAUAACUGCACUGGGGACAACCAUAGGUACACUCGACACAGAAUGCAAAGUGUCAAAAGACACACCCAAAAGAGAGGUGCCCCAUCAAAGAGCAUCAGAUCCAUCUGCUGUUCAGCCGUCUCCAAAGCCUGACCAGUGUACGACUCUGGGAAGCACAGAUGACCUUGGUUCAUCGUGGCAGAACUUCUCCUUGAGUAGCCCAGGGUAUUCUAGCCCCGGCAGGAGUGGCUACAUAGGAAGUAGUGCCGUAGAGCAUGGAAUAAAUGUGAGGAACCAGAGCUGUCUGACCACUGAGGCUGAUGACAGCAUGCUUCAGUUCACUGACAAAAACAUGAAGCCAGACUUGCAUGGUUCCAGUUCUACUGUCAAUUCAGGUACAGUUGCAACACCUGCUACUUCCUCCUCCAAUGUGAGCAGUGAUUCGGAAAAGUUUGAAUUGAUGCACGCUGGAAUAGAGACACUGGGCACUGAGGAGGACUGGAUGAUUGAUGCUGCUGGUGCUGUGGCUGAAGGAGCACCACAGUCCUUGUCCCAGCUAACUCUCAGAACCUCCUACAGCUCACUAAGUGACAGUUUCAGUUCCCAUUCAUCAUGGGAGAAAAUUUCGAUUGAUGUGAACUCUGCCACAAACCGUAAAUCCCAGCCAUCUAGCCUACCAAAAGCAGGAACCAGCCAAAGCAGCAAGUCACCAGAUUCCGAUGGGAGCUUCUUCCUCUUAGAAACACUCGAUUCUGAAACCGAUGAUGCAGCUCAUGGUCCCAUGUGCAAAAACCACACAUCUAGAGGGGAAUUCAGAGCCUCGUCCAAGUCACAAAACCAGGAGUGUAAUGUUGACCCGAAUAAAGACACUGAGACUGACUCUGUAUCUGUAAAACCUCUUAACGAGAGCUCUUUAGCAACCCCUCACCCAAACUCUUCCCAGUACACUUCCCCAGAUAGUUCAUUUGACAUGGUGGAAUUGAAUGAAGUCUCCUCUAUAGCAAAAGUUAAUGUAAUUCAGAGGAAGAACCCCUUGUGCUUCAGCUGCCUAAAGCACAGCACCGAAGGUGGUGUUGUCCCUGAGAGACAAUAUUUGUUGUCACAGAUGGAUUACCAAGCCCUACUGGCUGGCGUUUGCCAUGAAUGUCUGCUGACGAGGUUGCACAGUGAUGAGACACAAUUCCAACUUAAGGAACACAGAACUGUCUACAGUGCACUUCAUUUGAAGUUCUCCAAAGUAAAAGGACUGUGGACGGCAAGGGAGACCUGUGUUUACAUUGGAGAGCCAGUGGGGAUGCAGGGCAAGCAGAGAACAGCAAUAUGGGUACAGUUUUUACACCAGGAGGAAAGGUUAAGCAGCUACGUCGGGAAGGACUACUUGAAACCGAAGCAGAUCCAGUUUCACCUGAAAGACGUGGAGAGACAGAUGACAGCUCAGUACUACGUGACUGAAUUCAAUAAGUGUCUCUACGAAAAGGAUGUGAUGGCUCAGAUCUACUUCAUUCCCUCAGAAGCACUGUUGAUUUUGGAUGGCAACGAGAUUGUGGGCUGUGUGACAGUGGAGCCCUAUAUGCUCGGAGAAUUUGUCAAAUUGACCAACAACACUGGAAAGAAGGACAAGAGUUUCCAGGCGACAGAAUAUGGCCUUGCCUUUGGACACUUCACCUACCUGUUCUCCAACUGCCAGGAAGUUGUUGUAGACCUACAAGGGUGGGUGACAGCCAAUGGCAAAGGGCUGACCUACCUCACUGACCCCCAGAUCCACUCGACCAAGGCCCCUAGGGGCCCCUCCAACUUUGCUACCAGAGGCCUCAGGUACUUCCUGGAAGAGCAACAUGGACCAGAGUGUACUGGCAUCUGCCAGCUGCUCAAACUACCUAAGGUGGUCGCAUGUUCCUCCUAAGAAACUAUGAUUUUAAAGUUACAUUUAUUGAGUGCUAGAAAAGUUAAUGUUUUAACUGAUAGAUUUACAUUUCAAAAAUGCACAGAUUUACAUUAUUUUGCAUAAGUAUAGUAUUUUUUUUUAAGUCUACAACUGAUAUAAAUUAUGUAUUUUCAGCAACCUAAUCCUGGCAACAGUAGACUCCUUUUACCAAAACAACAUAUAAAAAAACCUAAUAGCAAUAUAAGUGAGGGAUAUGAGUAACCCUACUCCUAACCCUACAUUUUCAAUCUUAAACCUUCUUCAACCUCUAUUCGGAAAAUAAUUACUCCGUAGUUGGAAGGACAAAAUGAAGCCGUUCCACAUUGUGUCAUACUAUUACGUAAUGUUCUGGACUCUGGCCUCACUUGCCCUCAGUUGUAAAUCACGAAAAAGCACUGCUGAAAUAAAAGGUUUUAUUUUGGAAAAUAAA